Messenger RNA from Soboliphyme baturini, 399 nucleotides. The record is from the annotation of a GenBank genome assembly. Lineage: Eukaryota; Metazoa; Nematoda; Enoplea; Dioctophymatida; Soboliphymatidae.
AUGUCAUGUCAGGGAUACACGGUUGGAGGUGAUUUUAAUGAAAUCCGCAAGAUCAUCGAUAUGGUGGCGGACAAAACUCGUAUUGGAGUGUGUUUGGACACGUGUCACAUGUUUGCCGCAGGCUUCGACGUCAAAACGGCAAUGGGUUAUGAAAAAGCGAUGAAUGAAUUUGGAAAAAUUAUUGGAUGGAAUUAUCUCAAAGGGGUGCAUUUGAACGACUCCAGAGGCGAUCGUGGCUGCCACCUUGAUCGUCAUGAAAAUAUAGGAAAGGGGAAAAUCGGUUUGGAGGGUUUUCGAAAUUUUAUGAACGACGUUCGAUUCGAUGAUGUUCCCAUGGUGCUCGAAACCCCGUUCAUAGAUUACACUAAAGAGAUCGAAAGUCUGUACAAACUCUUGUAG